Messenger RNA from Didymodactylos carnosus, 1023 nucleotides. Lineage: Eukaryota; Metazoa; Rotifera; Eurotatoria; Philodinida; Philodinidae. The record is from the annotation of a GenBank genome assembly.
AUGCUGGGAAGUUGGUCGGCAGCAGGUGAUUGGAAGCAAUCAGUCAGUGUUGCUACUGGAAUAAAAAAUCUAGUUGGCGACGAAGUCAAAGUCGUCUACUCAAAAGGAGCGAAUAUAAUCGAUGAUCCUGAUAUUCUCAAGCAAUUAAAUGCGAGUGGCGGUGAUAUCAUCUUAGAUGAUCAAUCACCAGAAAUACUCAUAGAACAAGCCGUGUGCGAAACACAAAACGCCGAUAUAAUUGUGGCUGUACUGGGCGAGUCUCAAGGAAUGUCAGGAGAGGCUGCCAGUCGAUCGGAUAUCGAUUUACCAGAAAAUCAAAAAAAAUUGUUACGAGUCCUGGUUGACACGGGAAAAUCAGUGGUGUUAGUAUUGAUAAAUGGGCGCCCAUUGAUUUUGACCUGGGAAAACGAUCAUGCAGCUGCUAUAUUAGAAACGUGGUUUCCAGGCACAGAAGCAGGAAAUGCCAUAGCUGAAGUGUUGUUCGGUGAAUAUAAUCCAUCUGGUAAACUCACAGUAACAUUUCCACGAAACGUCGGACAGAUACCAGUUUAUUACAACCAUAAAAAUACUGGUAGACCCUAUGACGGUCACAGUAUGGAGAAAUAUAAAUCCCGAUAUUUGGAUGUUUCAAAUGAUCCGUUGUAUCCGUUCGGAUUUGGUUUAAGUUACACGACGUUUGAAUAUAGUCCUCUAAAACUCGAGAAAACAAAUUUGACAGGCGAUCAGUUAUUAACUGUUCGUGUUUUAAUACGCAAUAGUGGCACAUAUGCUGGGGAAGAAGUUGUUCAGUUAUAUAUCCAUGAUCCUGUAGCGAGCGUUACACGGGCAGUGAAGGAAUUAAAAAACUUUGAGAAAAUUUUCUUACAGUCGACAGAGCAUAAAGAAGUGGCAUUUGAUAUUACUGUGAAUGACUUGAAAUUUUAUAACAGUGAUUUGCAGUAUGAUAGCGGAAUAGACAUAGGUCCAGCUGUGGGAACAGUAACUGUGGAGAAAUAUUUGCUAAAUAAGUCUGCCUUUUCCUGA